Molecule: messenger RNA, 2443 nt
Organism: Hemicordylus capensis (graceful crag lizard)
Lineage: Eukaryota; Metazoa; Chordata; Lepidosauria; Squamata; Cordylidae
Gene: FGA
Product: fibrinogen alpha chain
Exons: 6
Coding region: 100-2295 (731 amino acids)
Biological process (GO): platelet activation; protein polymerization; blood coagulation
Cellular component (GO): fibrinogen complex
Molecular function (GO): signaling receptor binding
Source: RefSeq, a predicted model, not a curated record
AAGCUAAAGUGUAUUUAAAGAGAAAAAACAACGUUUAAAUUCGACCAAAAAAACCAAAGUGAAAGACAUCCUUCUGUGCCACAUCCAGAGUUUCUGAAGAUGCUUCAGAGGAGAUUCUUCUGUUUACUGCUGUGCUUCAGCAUUGGCUGGGCAUCAGAAAAUGGAAGCACCUUUGAAGACCUGGGAGGAGGAGUCCGUGGCUCCAGAUUAGGAGAGCAAAAAACCCAGACUGACUGCACAGACGCUAAGAAUUGGCCAAUAUGUUCUGAUGAUGAGUGGGGCUCUAAAUGUCCUUCAGGGUGCAGGAUGCAGGGACUGAUUGAAGAAACGGAUCAGGAGUUCAGUGACAGGAUAAAUAAAAUUAGGAGGCUGCUCAGUGAUAAUCAAAACAGCUACAAGCAAUCAAGUGUGGUGAGACAGGAAAUCACUGCCUUUCUGGAAAGGAAUAUGGUCAGCGAGCAGCAGGCAGGUGAUAACUAUGGGCAAGUAUCUGAUGAUCUGAGAAGGAGACUUGAGAUCCUGAAACAGAGAGUUACUGAGCAAGUAAAUAGAAUUAAUGUGCUGCGAAACACCAUCCGAAAUCAGGUUGGAGAGCUGAAGCGUUUGGAGGUGGACAUUGAUAUUAAGAUACGCGGCUGCAAAGGGUCCUGUGCUCGAGGAUACAACUAUCAUGUGGACACAGAGAGCUACGACAACAUACAGAAGCUUCUUGUCCAAGCCAGUUCCAUCAACCUGCAACCAGAAUUGCAAGCUGCACCCUUAAAGAUCCUGAAAAUUAGACCACUGAAGGACUCUACUGCGCCUUCACACUUUAAAACUUCUCCUCUGACAGAACAAGAAGCAAACACCCUUAAGCUAAUUAAGCUGUCUGAAGUAGUCUUAGAAGAUCCAGCUGGAGCACCCACUAGCAAGCUAGUCACUUCUGGUUCGGAAAGGGGGGUCUCUCUUUUGGAGGUCGAACAACCUCAUUCUACUCACAUGGGCCGCAUAUGCAUCAAAAAAAUCACCAGAAAAGUGAUUAGUAACCCUGAUGGCUCUACCAGAGUUGAGGAGACUGAAGAUUAUAAAACCCCUGAAGGUACCGACUGCUCUCGGUCAUUAGCCGGAGAAACAGGAAGCUCCUCCCAUAUCAGAGUGCACUACACCGGUGGUGGAAGUGGAUCGCCUGACUUCACUUCCUUGCAUCCAGAAGUGAAAGAUUUUUUCGCACCCAGUUCUGGUAGCAAAUCUCACACAGGAACCAGCAGCCACAGGGUGACUAUUGAAGGAACUGAUGCUUUUAGUGACCUAGGAGAGGGAGAAGAGGACAAUUUUUCAGCAUUUGACCAACCUUCUCCUGAUUUCCAUUCUAGCAAGACAAGCAGCAGUUCAUCUCAUUCCAGGACAGUUGUGUCCAGCAGCAGUAGUACUAGUGGCUUCAAUAAAGGGGGUUCCACUUUUGAAACCAAGUCCUUAAAAUUUCCUACAGUGGAGGAGGCAUUAGCUGAAGUGCAACAUGAUGAGAGUGAAGAGGAUAAUCCUGAUUUUCGAGCACGCAGCUUGAACGCUGGAGGAGUAAAGCUGGGGGAAAGCUACAUCGGGACAGACUGUGAGGAUAUCCACCAGAAACACACUUCUGGUGCCAAAAGUGGCAUUUUCAGAAUCAAGCCAGCAGGAUCCGCUAAGGUUUUUUCAGUUUAUUGCGACCAAGAGGAUGGCUUGGGAGGAUGGCUUCUGAUCCAACAGAGAUGGGAUGGGUCCUUGAAUUUUAACCGGACCUGGGAAGACUACAAGAGAGGUUUCGGCAGCGUGGAUGGCAAAGGGAAAGGAGAGUUCUGGUUGGGCAAUGAAAAUCUCCAUAUACUGACCCAGAAGGACAGCGUCCUUCGAGUUGAAAUAGAGGACUGGGAGGGCAAUGAAGCUUAUGCAGAAUAUAAUAUCCAUGUAAGCUCUGAAUCGGAAGGUUAUAGUCUCCAUGUCUCAGAUUAUGAGGGAACAGCUGGGGAUGCUCUGGUCAUAGGCUCAGAGGAAGAAGGCAGUGAAUACACAGCACAUGCUAACAUGAAGUUUAGCACCUUUGACAGAGACAAUGACCAGUGGGAAGAAAACUGCGCCGAGGUCUAUGGAGGUGGCUGGUGGUACAACAAUUGCCAAGCUGCUAAUCUCAAUGGGAUUUACUACUCAGGGGGUCAGUACGACCCAAGGAACAACAUUCCAUUUGAGAUAGAAAAUGGAAUCGUCUGGGUACCCUUCAAGCCCUCAGAUUACUCUCUCCGAGUUGUUAGAAUGAAAAUUCGCCCAAUAGAGACAGAUUAGCUAUCCAAGCAAAGGGAACACUUUCCCCCAAAAUGCUAUUAUAUACCUCACAUGUAUGGUUUGUUUGUUUUUUACCCAAAGCAACUGAAUGCAACUGAGACACUUCUGCAUAUGAAAUAAAAUAAAGUUUCACUUUUGUUAAAAAUAA